Phlebotomus papatasi is the source of this 5054-nucleotide messenger RNA. It is a transcript of the gene Elk, whose product is annotated as potassium voltage-gated channel subfamily H member 8. The record is from RefSeq and is a predicted model, not a curated record. Gene Ontology annotation, molecular function: voltage-gated potassium channel activity. NCBI's taxonomy places the organism in Eukaryota, Metazoa, Arthropoda, Insecta, Diptera, Psychodidae. The transcript is spliced from 16 exons. Gene Ontology annotation, cellular component: membrane. The coding region runs from base 958 to 4527 and encodes 1189 amino acids. Gene Ontology annotation, biological process: regulation of membrane potential; potassium ion transmembrane transport.
UCUUGACGAGCUCAGACGUGUCUCUUUCCCAAGGAUUCAAUUUUCACCCUCUGAUCCCUACAACUGUUCUCUCAUUCACUGGACCAGUGAAUGAGAAGAAUAUCUGCGAAAUUUCUCAGUUAUUUCUCAUGUGGAGCAUUAUAAGAAAAAUUUUCAUUGAAAGUGUCCUCGGCAAAAAAAAAUUAACGAUCACAUUUUAUGGUGCAAUUAGUGAAAAUUUAAAUUAGUGCAUGACAUGGUUUGAGUGCUACAUCCCAGAGAGUACGUAGAGUUUUUGGUGGAAAAGGACGAUAAGACUAAUUAAAAAGCCCAUACAGGGGUUUGAGUGACAAUUUAUGAGAGUUCAUGUUUGAGAGGGAAACUACAGGAAAAAAAAUCGUCGUGGCAAAAUUUUCCAUGUAUUCCAACUGUGAAAAUUGACUGAGCUUUUAGUAUUUGCACUCGCAAUUUUUCAUUCUGAAGACUUCUCUUCAGGAAACGAAAGAAAGUACGCCAAAAGUGAAAGGAAAAAAACCGGGAAAUAUACCCCACAUUGUGAAACAAUACUAGAAAAUUUCAUUGUGCACAAUAUCUCAUGUGAACGCCACACCAAGGCACAGUAAAGAAAAUCUGUAAAGGAAAAGACUCUAUAAACGACAGUGGAAAGGAGUAUUUUCACACUAAUGAAUGCAAAUGGAUUGAACAAAAAGGUGGAAGACGGGGAAAAGUGUCCACAGAAAAAUUAAACAAAAAAAUGUGGUGAAAGAAAACAGUUUGUGUGCGGAAAAAGGUGAAGCGAGAAAUGAAAAAUAUUUAAUUACUGUGUCUAUCAAGCUCUCCAUUUAAUUAUGGAAUGUGCAAUAAUGGAUAUAGCAGCUGUUUAGGGGUAUUUCUGCCACAAUCAUCCUAUAUUGAAUUCACCAACGUUGCAGAAGAGGAGUAAAAGGCUACUAUCGGAGGCCAAAACGAAGACACUCAAUGCCAGCCAGGAAGGGGCUUUUGGCGCCCCAAAAUACAUUCUUGGAUACAAUAGCGACUCGCUUUGAUGGCACACAUUCAAAUUUUGUCCUGGGAAAUGCUCAGGUGGCUGGCUAUCCAAUUGUCUACUGUUCCGAUGGUUUUGUGGAGCUGUCCGGAUUCUCUCGUGCACAAAUUAUGCAAAAAGGAUGUGCCUGUCGCUUCCUGUACGGUCCGGAGACAAAAGAUGAACACAAAGCUCAAGUGGAGAAGAGCCUCGAUGGGAAAAUCGAGCUCAAGCUCGAAGUUAUUUUCUACAAAAAGAAUGGAACUCCUUUUUGGUGUCUUCUCGAUAUUGUUCCAAUUAAGAAUGAGAAACGUGAAGUGGUUCUAUUCUUGGCAUCUCACAAGGAUAUCACAAACACCAAAAUGGCAGAAAUGUCCUUGUCUGAUGAAUGUGAUAGCGCUGCCUUAUUGGGUGCACGUUUUAGAUCAUCAGCUGACUCCUCCUUACUUCCAGACGAUGGUGGUUUACCGGGGGACUUUGAUGUGCCAAGUGGGGUCAACAUGGGCCGUAGGCGAUCACGUGCAGUACUCUAUCAGCUCUCUGGCCACUACAAGCCUGAGAAAGUUAAGACUAAACUGAAAUUGAACAAUAAUCUUCUGCACUCAACGGACGCCCCUCUUCCGGAGUACAAGACUCAAGCCGUGAAGAAAUCCCGCUUCAUCUUGUCCCACUAUGGCAUGUUCAAGGGAUGCUGGGACUGGCUCAUUCUCGUGGCAACGUUCUAUGUUGCCGUUGCUGUACCAUACAAUGCAGCCUUUGUCAAGACGGAUCGCAUGACAAUGGCCUCAGACGUUAUAGUGGAGGCUCUUUUUAUUGUAGAUAUUAUAUUAAAUUUCCGGACAACGUACGUGUCUCGUAAGGGCGAAGUGGUGUCGGAUUCAAAAGCGAUAGCCCUAAAUUAUCUGAAGGGGUGGUUCGUAGUAGAUCUCCUGGCCGCCCUCCCUUUUGACCAUCUCUAUGCCAGUGACCUGUACAGUGGGGAAGAGUCCCACAUCCAUCUCGUGAAACUCACGCGAUUGCUGAGGCUGGCCAGGUUGCUGCAGAAGAUGGAUCGUUACUCUCAGUACACCGCCAUGAUUCUCACCCUCCUUAUGCUGUGUUUCUCACUUGUUGCUCACUGGCUAGCGUGCAUUUGGUUCGUGAUAGCUGAAAAGGAGAGAAUGUACAACGACAUUGACUGGGAUAUUGGAUGGAUGCACACACUAUCAGAGAGGUUAAAAAUCCCCAUAACGAACCUCACCCAGGUGGAAGUGUAUGUCACAAGUCUCUAUUUCACCUUCACGAGUCUCACGUCUGUGGGAUUUGGCAAUGUAAGUGCCAACACUACAGCUGAGAAAGUCUUCAGUAUCAUCAUGAUGCUGAUUGGGGCUCUGAUGCAUGCUGUCGUCUUUGGUAAUGUCACUGCAAUCAUCCAGAGAAUGUACUCAAGGAGAUCUCUCUAUCAGAGCAAAUGGCGAGAUUUGAAGGAUUUCAUUGCACUGCACCAGAUGCCGAAAGAGCUGAAACAACGAAUGCAGGACUAUUUCCAGACUGUGUGGUCUUUAAAUCACGGUAUUGAUAUCAAUGAGAUUCUCAAGGAGUUCCCUGAAGAGCUACGUGGGGAUGUUUCAAUGCAUCUCCAUCGAGAAAUUCUCCAACUACCGAUUUUUGAAGCCGCAUCUCAGGGAUGUCUCAAACUCCUCUCACUGCACAUCAAGACAACGUUCUGUGCUCCUUCAGAAUAUCUCAUCCAUCGAGGAGAUGCCCUCAAUCACAUUUAUUACAUCUGCAAUGGCUCAAUGGAAGUUAUGCAAAACAACAUGGUAGUGGCUAUUCUCGGAAAAGGUGAUUUGGUGGGAUGUGAUAUCUCUGCUCACUUGUCCACGCAUUCCAAUGGUCAAGGAGCAAAUACCAAUGCUCAAACGUCUCAGGAUGUCGUUGUCAAGAGCAGCAGCGAUGUUAAAGCGUUAACAUAUUGUGACCUCAAAUGCAUCCACAUGUGUGGCCUCGUAGAAGUCCUUAGGCUGUAUCCAGAAUAUCAGCAGGAAUUUGCCAAUGAUAUUCAACACGAUCUAACCUUCAAUCUGAGGGAGGGAUACGAAGCUGAACAGGAAUCAGACAUAAAUGGACCUUCCCUAGCUCUGCCGUCUAUUAGCGAGGACGAUGAGAAUCAACCAGAUUCAGAUGCUCACUCAAUAUCUCCCCAUACAAAUCUCAAUCGAUCCCCUAUUCACACAAAUAGUCCAAGGCAUGGAAAGUUCCUACAGAGGGGUAGAUCCUUAGCAGCUUUGCGGGAACGUGUAGAACGGCAACGAUCCGUUCCCAGUCAAUCGCCUACAAUGCAACAUACACAGUCCAACAGCCUAGAAGGUCUCAAUCUAGAACAACCCCAUAAGCGUUCCCAUGAUCGUCUUGAUAGUCUACAUCAGGAUGUAGCAGCACUCAGCAUUGAAGUACGCAAUGCCAUUCAGGCCCUCCAGGAGAUGGCCAUGUCACGCCUAACUUCACAGGCGGACCUUUCAGCUGCACGUUUUGCACCGGCACGUUCCAUUCCGAAUCUACCGAAUGGAACGGGCCCAAUGAUGGGUUUUGAACAAUUCAUCAUGGCUAGAAGUUCGUCCCAUCCGCCUGAGAUUUGGGGCAGGGAAAUGUCACUGCCGGAGGAUCAAUUUUCAAGGGGAGGUCUGGCACCACCCGAGUACGCCGAGUCCGUGCGCACCCUCAGCUCGGUGGCCACGCAGACGGAUGCGGCGAUCGACUACGAGACCCUCGAGAAGAUCGUCCUCCGCAAUCCGCGACUCGUACUCGGCAUCCUCGGGAUCGACGCUGUCUAUCGCACAGAGUGUGAAGUGGCACCAAAGACCUCAACGCUCAACACCAUCCCCGAGGCACUGAGUUCACCAGAGGUGAGGUCAAUCAUUUCGAAGCACUGGAAUAAGCUCACUAAGCUUCUUGACUUCCAGGUGAGCAAUAACAAUCUCAAUGGACUCCUAACCGACGAGGUGAUAGUGGAAGAAGUCACCAAUGAAAAUUCCCGAUCAACUGACGCUCUGCUGGGGAACAGUUGCGAAAAUGUGGCUGAGAAGGAGGACAAUCCGGUUGAGAGCACAUCCUUUGCUGCAAGUCUCCGGGACAAGUACAAAUGGGAGAAGAGUUUGCGGAAAUCCAUGUCAGAUUUCGGGAUGAGCAAGUCCAGCAGUAGCAACAGCCUAACAACGCUGUCAAAUAGCAAGUCCACCGAUUCAGAGAUGACGGGUAAGCAGAAAACCACACGUAGGUCCCUCAAAGGAGCUCCUGAGAAAAAAGACUACGAACGAUUCUCUUCAGCUGAAAGUCCACCGGAUUGUCUGCCCUCUACUUCGAGCUACUUCGAGGAGACUGAUGAGAAGAAAGCACUUUUAGGAAAGGAGAAUAAGGUGGCUCUUCGAAGGACCAGUGGAAGUUCGAGGGCACCAGCAAUUUAUCGAUUCUCAGCUGGAGAUGCAGACAAACUAGAAGCAGGAAUAAAGAAUUUGCCGUCGACAAGAUCUCUCAAGGAGAGCUGAAUCCCACGUUUUUUACCUAACCUUACACUCUAUAAAUUGACUUCCUCGAAAAGAUCUCGCAAUAUAUCUUUCCUUUUCUUUCCAUGAACGCGUACUUCUUUCGAUUGUAGAAUACUUUUCGAUUCUGAUUUCGAAGUGUGCCAUCCGAAGUCAGAAGCUGUCAUUGUGUACUAAAUGCGUGUCAAAGUGUUGAAAAACAAUCCCAUCACUUUCAUAAUUUUGAUUGAUUGCAAUUAAUCUAUCCACCCAAAUUAAUUAACCCUAAUUAUUAUUCGUCAUGCAACAUCCCAUUUAAACCAUUUGCCCCACAUGACGAUUAUGCAGUGAUAAAUGAGGAUGAUGAAUCAAUAAUAAUUUUGUACAUAUCAAAAGAGAGGUAACGACUCUGAAAAUUCCCCACCAGAAAAAAAAUGGUCUGUGGAAUUAAAGACGGGAAUAUUUAUUUUUUCAAUUGUAGUGCCUCUAAAAAUAAACUCCAAAAAAAUAUUACGAUUCAGAAAAAAGAAUAAAAUUUAAUGUAUUUAAAA